Astyanax mexicanus (Mexican tetra) is the source of this 4292-nucleotide messenger RNA. RefSeq names its product calcium/calmodulin-dependent protein kinase Ib (gene camk1b). The coding region runs from base 71 to 1276 and encodes 401 amino acids. Gene Ontology annotation, cellular component: intracellular anatomical structure. Lineage: Eukaryota; Metazoa; Chordata; Actinopteri; Characiformes; Acestrorhamphidae. The transcript is spliced from 13 exons. Gene Ontology annotation, molecular function: calmodulin binding; ATP binding; calcium/calmodulin-dependent protein kinase activity. The record is from RefSeq and is a predicted model, not a curated record. Gene Ontology annotation, biological process: peptidyl-serine phosphorylation.
GCGCGGGCGGCGGACACUCUCAAACACACAUCUGCUCCUGUACCGCUGUACCGCUGUACCAGCUCCAGCCAUGGGAAACAACUUUACUAUAUUCGACCGUCACAAAAUGCCCUUGGGAGAAGAUGGACACUCCUGGAAGAAGAAGACCUCUGACGUUAAGGAGAUCUAUGACUUCAAGGAUGUUUUGGGAACCGGGGCGUUCUCUGAGGUGGUCCUAGCGGAAGAGAAGAGGACGAGGAGGCUGGUGGCCAUAAAGUGUAUUCCCAAAAAAGCGCUGGAAGGCAAAGAGAACAGUAUUGAAAACGAGAUCGCCGUUCUUCACAAGAUUAAACAUGCCAACAUCGUCUCCCUGGAGGACAUCUUCGAGAAUAAAUCUCACCUCUACCUUGUCAUGCAGCUGGUUUCUGGUGGGGAGCUCUUUGACAGGAUUGUGGAAAAAGGAUUUUACACGGAGAAGGACGCCAGCAAGCUCAUCCAGCAGAUUCUGGACGCUGUGAAGUACCUGCAUGACAUGGGCAUCGUGCACCGAGACCUGAAGCCAGAGAACCUGCUGUACUACAGUAUGGAAGAGGACUCGAAGAUCAUGAUCAGCGAUUUCGGCCUGUCAAAGAUUGAAGGCUCGGGCAGUGUGAUGAGCACGGCCUGCGGCACGCCUGGAUACGUAGCUCCAGAGGUGUUGGCGCAGAAACCGUACAGUAAAGCAGUAGACUGCUGGUCCAUCGGAGUUAUCGCAUACAUACUUUUGUGUGGCUAUCCGCCAUUUUACGAUGAGAAUGAUGCCAAGCUGUUUGAACAGAUUCUGAAGGCGGAAUAUGAGUUUGACUCUCCGUACUGGGACGAUAUCUCCGAUUCAGCUAAAGACUUUAUUGUUCAUCUAAUGGAGAGAGACCCAGGUCAGCGCUACACAUGUGACCAGGCCCUGCAGCACCCCUGGAUUGCUGGAGACACAGCUCUGGACAAGAACAUACACGAGUCCGUCAGCGCGCAGAUCAAGAAGAACUUCGCCAAGAGCAAAUGGAAGCAAGCGUUCAAUGCCACGGCGGUGGUUAGGCACAUGCGGCGGCUGCAGCUGGGCACCAGUCAGGAAGGUCAGACCUCUGACCGUUCACCACACAGCCCCUGCCACGAGCGUCUCCUGCUGCCCGAGGGGACGGAGGAAGAGGAGGAGGAGGAGGAAGAGCAGAGCCGUCAGUGCCUUCACACCACAUUCCGCCGCAUUUUUAAACCCAAGACCAGAACUCGCUGCGCUGAAAGAAACCUCUCAGAGGGACAGUAGUGGAUGUUGUGAAAGUGCUGGCGAUGGGGCGGAGCGAGACGGCCUCCAGAACUGCACCUACCGCGUCCACCCACCCAGCCGGGUCUGAGCGCACCCCCCCGCCAAUCAGUCCUGCUGCAACCAAUGACUUGACUGUCCUGUUUUCUUUUUCUUCCCGCUGGAGCCCUGCCACAUCCCCAGUCUGGCCAGGAAUACUGAGUAACUCCAGCAUUUGGCCACUAGGAGGCGCUGCAGUGUCACCAAACCCAGACGGGAACAGGGUCACUAUGCCAAUGGAGGGAUUCUGCUUAUGGAGACAGCCUAGGAAGAGGAGAAGAUGAUGAGGAAGUAAAACAUGGAUGCCACAGCUGCAUCGUGGGUAAUGUAGGCUGUUAGUGGACAGAUAUUGAGUUGGACAGAGAUUGGACAGUGUUUUAAACUUUUUAACUCUUUGAAAAACUCCAUCAUAUGUCAUCUCUUUAUCUUUGAGCGUAUGGAGUACGGUGGGUUCAAGCCUGUUUUAGUUUUAAAAUCCAGAGUCCAACUUGCCUCAACUUGACUUUUAGUCAAAUGCGACACACACACACAGACAAACAUAUAGAUAAAUAUAUAUACACAAAAAAAAAAAUAUAUAUAUAUAUAUAUAUAUAUAUAAAUAUAAUGGUUAGUUUUAUAAUGAACGCUUACCGAAGGUUAUACAGAAAUUCAGAAGUACAGAUCAUAGGCACACUGGUUAUUAGAAUGGUACUAUAAUAGAGUAAUAUUGCGCAAACACACACACACACACACACACACACACUAUGUUAGCAUGACACUUUAUUCGGGCUCAUUUAGGGUUUCUAGGUAGCUCUCUACUUAAGUUCAGAACAUCGUGUUUGUAAUUAUUUUUUUUUUUACAUUGUAUGUUCAGUUUUAAUUCAGCAAAGUGUCCUGUAACAUCAUCAUGCUGCAUGUGUUGUCUUUUUUUUUUUUUUAAUACGUCAUCAGACAUUCAUCAUCUGCAGUGCCUUCACGGUUGCAGUAUCCUGUUCUUUUUUCCAGUAUGAUUAUUAGUGUUCUUGUUUCUUUUGUAAACGUGUAAAAUGUCUGUCUCUUCGGUUCAUACUAAUUUGAAAGCUGUAAAUGUCGAAGUGUAGGUUUUUUAUCUUGUGUUCACCUACAGGGCGUAUCUUUCCAUGUCAGCUAUGCGCUGUUAGUGGAACUUUUUUUUUUUUCUUUCUAAUACAAAAACGUCUAACGUCUACUGCCAUCUAUCAUUCUACCAUGUUUGUAAAUGCUAUGGUAUUUUAAUAUUCCUGUUUUCUGAGGCCCUUUCUUUCCAUAAAGAAACCACAAAAAAAAUGAUGCUUUAACUCAGGGGAGGACGACUGAUUAAGGUCAGAGUUUGGGGAUUUUAAAUGAUAGUUGUGUUGCAGAGCAUACGAUAUAAGAUUUAAAUAUAUAUACACAGAUAUAUAUAUAUAUAUAUAUAUAUAUAUAUAUAUAGAUAUAUAUAUGAUAGGGAUAUUGAACUAUAUAUAUAUAUAUAUAUAUAUAUAUAUGGAGCUAUAUCACCAGAGGGAGGGAAGUUUCCCGGUCAUUUUAGGUUCUGCUGUAACAUUCAUAUUGCUUUGCACCAUUAAACCUGUACAGAAGUGAAUUAAUUAAAGAAUUUUGUUGUACGUCAUGCGUCCCAUUUGAUUUGUUUCACACAUGCUUUUUUCCGCUGCCAGCUCUUUUCUUUUGCAUUUGUUUUAAUAUUUUUCAAACAUUUUUUCAUUUACAUUUUAUAAAAAAAAAAAAAAAAAUAGAACUGCUUUUAAUCACAAGAUCACCAUCUUUAUGGAUUUGUACGCAUGUUUGCUUUCACGUUGAGUUUUAGAAAUCUAACAUUUAAAUAUUAAAAAAAUAAAUAAACAAUUAAAUAACAUUUAAAAAGUAAAUCUGAAAAGUUUCUGUAAAGUUGCAUUUUUAAAAACAAAUAUCUCUCACUUCCAUUAUAAACUACUGACAUUUCUUUUCAUUUCUUUUAAUUUUAAGCUUAACAUCUGUAUCAAAAUUCAUUAAUCUGAAAUUGCUGAAUUUAAAUAAAAUAUAUCUGAAGUAAAACAAAUCUGAAAUUUAAAUAAUUUUCAAUUAAAAAUAAUUUACUGCUAUUUUGUAAUUAAUUUUAAACAUAGAACAUUUCUGAAAUUUAUAGCAAACAUAUAGCAAACUUUCCAUCUGUAAGGUUUUGCAAGCUUUUUUGCUUUCAUAUUAAGGUUUAGAAAUCUAAAAUUGCUGAAUUUAAAAAAUAUCUCCAGAUUUUUUUUUUUUUUACCUUAAAUGAAAAUGACCAACAUCUGUAUUGAUGUGUUUAGUAAUCUAAAAUUGCUUAAUUUAAAUAAAACGUUUCUAAACUAAAAAAAAUAAUUAAAAAUAAAUUACUUCAUUUUUUUUUAUUAUUAUUUUUUUUUUGCAAACUCUUGUUCUGCACUGAGAUCCUGAAAUCUAAAAUAGCUAAAAUUUAAACGAAAUAUCUCUAAACUAUAAAUAGAUUUUUUUUUUUUCAGAAAAUUUUCAGAAAUUACUUCUGCAUUUGUUUUUAAAUUCAUUUCUUAGAAAUUGCUGUUUUUUUUUAUGAAAUCAGUUAAAAUUUAGCGAUGUCAAAUUUCUUAGAAUGCUUUUAAUUUAUGUAAAAUUCAUUCAGAUUAUCUAACUGCAAGCUCAUAAUAUAUUUGGCUUUUGCUUCCACAUUGAGUUUUACCACUUAGCUAGUAUGUGUUUUUAGCCACAAAACAUUAGCCAUGCUGAUUUUCAGUUUUAGGUUGAAUUUAUUAUGUUUAGUUGUGAUGUUUCCCAAUAUUAAGAACCCUUUUAAUCUCCACUUGUGAACUGCAAGUUCCUUACUGGUUCCUCUGUAGAACCAAAUUUUCCCUCUAGUAGGUGGGUGGAGCCAGAACCCAGGCUCUUUAUUCUGGGUCAGACUGGGUUCACUAGAUUCCCGGGUUUGGGUUCUUCUGCAUGUAUCAAUAUGCCAAAUAAAAUAUGAGGACAAAAAAAAAAAAAAAACAACAAA